Akanthomyces muscarius is the source of this 1428-nucleotide messenger RNA. RefSeq lists its product as uncharacterized. Gene Ontology annotation, molecular function: phosphoric diester hydrolase activity. The record is from RefSeq and is a predicted model, not a curated record. NCBI's taxonomy places the organism in Eukaryota, Fungi, Ascomycota, Sordariomycetes, Hypocreales, Cordycipitaceae. The coding region runs from base 1 to 1428 and encodes 475 amino acids. The transcript has a single exon. Gene Ontology annotation, biological process: lipid metabolic process.
AUGCCCAACCUUUCGAUCCGCAACCUCACCGUCCACCCGCUGGAGCUCGUCUCCGCGGAGCGAUUCGCCGCCGAGCGCGUCAAGACGGUGGGCAUGCUGUCGAGCAUCGGCAGCGCCGUCAGCAACUUCCUCAACGCCACCGACAAGGCCUCGUCCGAGCUGCGCGUCAGGGCCGACCUGCCCAGUACCGACCGCCGUGAGGUGUCCUUUCGCGCCGACGCCUUCCAUACCGUCGAGACAGACGUGGCGGCCGCCGACCCGGGCUCCGACGUCAAGGAGGUCGUGCGGCUGACGUUUCGGACCGAGGACCACCGCUACGAGACGGACGUACCCAGCCCCUCGUCGCGGUCCGCCGUCAUGAGCAAGCUCGACGACGGCCCGCACGACCUCACCGUCGUCUACGUGCCCAGCGAGGGCCUCGUCGCCGUCUACUCGUCGGCCAAGCUGGACGGCUGGAUGAGCGAGCUCCGCGACGAGUGGCCGCUGCCGUCGCUGUCCGUGCCCGGCACGCACAACUCGCCGACGUGCUACACGGCGCUGCCGUCGGUGCGCUGCCAGGCUGUCGGCGUGCCGGAGCAGCUGCAGAACGGCGUGCGCUUCAUGGACAUUCGCGUCUCGGCCAACAAGGACGACGACCGGCUGGCGCUCGUGCACAGCGUCUUCCCCAUCUCGCUGACGGGCACCAAGUGGUUCGGCGACAUGCUCGAGGACGUGUACCGCUUCCUCGACGAGCACGGCAGCGAGACCGUCAUCAUCAGCCUCAAGCGCGAGGGCACGGGCAAGGGCUCGGACGGUGAUCUCGGCCGCUACCUGAAGAACACGUACGUCGCGGCCCGCGCGGACAAGUGGUACACGGAGCCGCGCGUGCCGACGCUCGGCGAGGUGCGCGGCAAGAUUGUGCUCAUGCGCCGCUUCGGCAUCGACGACGACCUCAGGGGCGAGUGGGACGGCCGCGGCUGGGGCCUCGACGCGUCGGCGUGGCCCGACAAUUGCGAGGACGGCGAGGCCGGCAGCUGCGCGAUCCGCGUGCAGGACUUUUACGAGGUCUCCGAGAGCAACAACAUUGACAAAAAGGUCAGCUACAGCCACGGCCACCUCGAGCGCGCCGGCGAGCACCGCUUCCUGCUGCCGGGCAUGGAGGGCUACGAGGAGGGCGCCGGCCACCCCCCCUUCUACGUCAACUUUCUGAGCGCCAGUAACUUCUUCAACGCUACGUGCUGGCCGGAGCGCAUCGCCGCUAAGGUCAACCCGCGCGUCGUCGACUACCUCUGCACCAGCCACGGCGUCGAGGGCAAGGGCCCCAAGGGCCUGGGCAUCGGCUCGGCGGGCGCCGGCAUCGUCGUGACGGACUGGGUCGGCGCGCAUGGCGACUGGGACCUCAUCCGCUGCAUUGUCGGCAUGAAUGCCCGCCUGCAGAUGCAGAACUAG